AUGUCUCCAAAAAAUAUAUUUAUGUUGAAUUAUUUCAUUAAUGUGGUCUUGGCAAGUACCAGCUGUUUUGAAAAGCUGAAAGACGGUGAGAGGUUUGUGUGUUCAUCUGACCAUCCCACGGAUGAAGUAAUUAUUUCUCAAUCUUUGUUUCCUGCGGAGAAAGCUCUCAUGUUGUGCUUGAUCAGAUGUUCACAAACAAGCAGCUGUGUGGUUAACAACUUCUUCACCACUUCUAAUCGCUGCCAACUUUUCGAUUCAGUGGCAAAAACCAGUUCUGUUGUAGCCGGUUGUCAAAAUUUUGUUAAAAAAAGAAAAGAUUCUGGGCAACGUAGUUUGUUUGUCGAAAAUGAAAAUGCAGUCAAUCGAACUUUACUAAUAACUGUUGAUGAUUGGCUGAUCGAAUUUUACGUUAACGGCAUCUCGGUACCUAUCCAAACAUAUUUUCCAAAUGCGCAAAAUUUUAAGAAAGUAGACAGCUAUGAAUUGAGUGGGCAUGUCUCUGUCCUUGCCAUCAAGUCAAGAAGUCCUAGAGGAGCUGGCUUGCUUUUGUUUUACAAUAUUUUGGAGUUUUUCAUACGCAUCGCUGUCAUCAAUAUUCAUUGCGAAAAGAACUCAACAAACAUUACAAGUUUAUUAUGA
This is a messenger RNA of Helobdella robusta, 639 nucleotides long. RefSeq lists its product as hypothetical. The transcript has a single exon. The record is from RefSeq and is a predicted model, not a curated record. NCBI's taxonomy places the organism in Eukaryota, Metazoa, Annelida, Clitellata, Rhynchobdellida, Glossiphoniidae. The coding region runs from base 1 to 639 and encodes 212 amino acids.